Caretta caretta (loggerhead turtle) is the source of this 5502-nucleotide messenger RNA. RefSeq names its product endoplasmic reticulum aminopeptidase 2. Gene Ontology annotation, biological process: peptide catabolic process; proteolysis. Gene Ontology annotation, cellular component: cytoplasm; membrane. Gene Ontology annotation, molecular function: metalloaminopeptidase activity; peptide binding; zinc ion binding. NCBI's taxonomy places the organism in Eukaryota, Metazoa, Chordata, Testudines, Cheloniidae. The record is from RefSeq and is a predicted model, not a curated record.
UGCCUCUUGGGCCCUUCCAGCCCUCCCGCCCCCAGGCUCUGUUCUCGGCACCCCGACCCUCCGGGCCUCGCCCCAGCAGCAAGGCGGUUCGGGCGACCCUACAAUAACCUAGCCCCUGCCACCGAGAGGCAGCCCCAGGGAGAAGCCCGAUCCUGCGGGGUGCUGAGCCCUGAGUACCUGUAGCACCCACAGGAGCCCCUGUGGAUCGGGGAUGCCCAGGGCAGCGCAGGGUCAGGCCCCCCGAACAAAGGAGCCAGUCCGAUGUUGGCUCCCACCGCCUGUGAACGUGUGAACACUUACAGGAUAAGCAGUCAAGAAAGUCUCCGCUAGACAGAAGAUGUGUGUUUUUGUUUUGUUUUUGUUUUUGAGUGUUAGAACAAAAUGUUGAAGUAGCUAACAUACCAAAUCCUAUGAACAAUGACAACAUUUCAGUGGCUGGUGGCAAUGCUAUUGAUAUUACACAUUUUGAACUUUGUUGGAAUUAAUUAUGCCCUCAGUGGAGAAAGAAGCAGUGAAAACACAUCUUUUCCUAUAGCAACAAAUGGACAGCCAUUUCCGUGGAAUAAAUUAAGGCUCCCUGAUUGGAUUCUUCCAGUCUAUUAUGACCUUCUAAUUCACCCGAAUCUGACUUCAUUAAUAUUCAUGGGAUCUGUGAAGAUUCAAGUCACUGUGGUACAUGAAACUAGCACCAUAGUCUUACAUAGCAAACAUCUGGAAAUCACCAGUGCAGCUAUUGAGGAGGAAAAUGGAAAGACCCAAGCAGAUUUAAAAGUCUUGGAAUACCCGCCCCAUGAGCAAAUUGCCUUUCUAUAUGCUGAGCCAUUGCUGGUGGAUAAGAAGUAUUUCCUUUCUAUAAACUAUAUUGCCAAUCUUUCAGAUGGUUUCUAUGGCUUUUAUAAAAGUACUUACAAAACUAAGGAUGGUCAAACAAGAUUGUUGGCUUCUACUCAUUUUGAACCUACUUCAGCCCGCAUGGCAUUUCCAUGUUUUGAUGAACCAUCCUUUAAGGCAAAUUAUACAAUAAAGAUUCGGAGGGAUGGGCAACGUAGUGCACUAUCUAAUAUGCCAAAGGUAAAGACUCUAAAGCUAGACAACCACCUGUUUGAAGAUCACUUUGCAGAGAGUGUAAAAAUGAGCACCUACUUGGUAGCAUUUAUAGUUAGUGAUUUCCAGUCAGUCAGUGGUACAACUUCAUCUGGAAUUAAGGUGUCAGUAUAUGUCACUCCAGAGAAACUGAAUCAAGCUCAUUAUGCACUGGAAGCUGCCAUAAAGAUAUUGGAAUUCUAUGAGCAAUAUUUUGGUAUCUAUUACCCUCUCCCAAAACAAGAUCUUGUUGCUGUCCCUGACUUUCAGUCAGGAGCCAUGGAGAACUGGGGCCUGACCACAUACAGAGAGACUUCUCUGCUUUAUGAUCCUGAGACUUCUUCAGCUUCUGACAAACUUUGGGUUACCAUGGUGAUAGGACAUGAACUUGCUCAUCAGUGGUUCGGUAAUCUUGUUACCAUGGAAUGGUGGAAUGACAUCUGGCUGAAUGAAGGGUUUGCUCGAUACAUGGAAUUUAUAUCUGUUGAUGCCACAUACCCAGAGUUGCAAGUGAAUGAUUAUUUGUUAGGUACCUGCUUUGCAGCAAUGGGAAGAGACUCUAUGAACUCAUCUCGCCCCAUAUCUUCAAAAGCAGAAAACCCAACACAGAUCAAGGAAAUGUUUGAUACUGUGUCAUACGACAAGGGGGCUUGCAUUCUGCACAUGCUGCGGAACUUUCUGACUGAAGAGGUGUUCCAGAAUGGAAUAAUUCAUUACUUAAAGAAACACAGUUAUAGUAAUGCAAAGAAUAAUGAUCUCUGGAACAGCUUGGCUAAUACAUGUUCAGAAGAGGACUUUACUUCUGGUAAAUUUUGUUACAGCAAAAGUCAGGUGGCUAAGAAUGCACAUAGCUAUUAUGUUGAUGAACACUUUGAUAUUGCGGAGAUAAUGAACACAUGGACACUCCAGAAAGGAAUUCCAUUGAUUAUUGUCGAACAAAAUCAGAAGAGAAUUAAAAUAAGACAAGAACGCUUCUUGAAAGGCAUUUUCCAACAUGAUCCUCAAUGGGCCUCAAUGCAAAUUGGCUUCCUCUGGCAUGUUCCCUUGACGUACAUCACAAGCCACUCCAAAAGUAUUGGAAGACAUUUACUGAAGAACCACUCAGAUACCAUAGAACUGGUGGAAGAUGUCAAUUGGGUAAAAUUCAACGUGGACAUGAAUGGCUAUUACAUUGUGCACUACGAGGGGAAUGGAUGGGACACAAUCAUUGAACUGUUGAAUCAGAACCACACCAUCUUCAGCUACAAGGACCGAGCCAACCUGAUCCACAAUGCAUUUCAGCUAGUCAGUGCAGGAAGGCUAUCACUGGAUAGAGCUCUUGAUCUGAUGCAAUAUCUCCAACAUGAAUCCAGUAACAUAGUACUUCUGCAAGGCCUGGAUUACCUGGCAGCGAUCUAUCACAUGAUGGAGAGAAGAAAUAUUUCCGAUGUCACAGAAAGUCUCAAGCGGUACAUCCUGCAGCAUUUUAAGCUGGUGAUUGACAGGCAGACCUGGAGUGAUGAGGGCUCCAUCUCUGAUAGAAUGCUACGUUCUGCUCUCCUCGAGCUUGCAUGCGACCUGCAAUAUCCUCCCUGUGUCCAGAAGGCAAAUGAGCUUUUCAGCAAGUGGAUGGGAUCGGGUGGAAAUUUAACUAAUAUUCCUUCUGAUGUCCUGGAGACUAUAUAUUCUGUUGGAUCUAAAACAGCUGAUGGCUGGAAUUUUCUUUUGGAGAGAUAUAAAGUGUCCAUGUCUGGUGCUGAACAGAGAAAGAUCUGUUCAGCUUUGGCAAGCUGUAAAGAUGAUGCAAAACUAACAAGAUUGCUGGAGCUUGCAAUGGAGGGACAUAUAAUCAAGACUCAAGACCUGUCAUCAGUUAUCUAUAGUGUCAGCACAAAUCCAGCUGGACAACAUCUUGCAUGGAAGUUUGUAAAGAAAAAUUGGAGCAAACUGCUAGAAAAAUUUCCUCUGGGGUCCUUCUCAAUCAGAACAAUUAUAAUUGGAGUGACAGCGCAGUUUUCCUCAAAACAAGAGCUGGAAGAGGUGAAGUUGUUUUUUGAAUCUGUAAAGGAGAAAGUGUCACAGCUGAGAGCACCCCAGAUUGCAGUGGAGAAUAUUGAGAAGAAUAUAAAAUGGCUGGACAGAAAUUUAGUUACAUUAACAAAAUGGAUAUUGGAGAAUCUUAAGUAAAGCUGGGAUCAUUGAGAUCAUUGAGAUCAGAUGAAAGAGUGCGGUAUUACUCCAUGCUUUGAAAUAACACAUUUAAAAUCAAACUAGAUAUUUUUUCAUCUGAACAGAUGCAUAAUUGCUGCAGUACUUUAUUGAACAUCGUUCUUGUUGAAUUAUGCAGUUCAUUUAAUGAAAACCUUCCUGACAUCUGAUUGUUUAUUUUUAUGAAAUUUGGGCUGCCAUGUUUACAUUGGUUUUGUGUUUGUCUUUAUAUAUGGUUCUGUUUGGAUAUUUAGGUGUUUAAGCCAAUUGAAGGACUGUAGCUAUAGACUUGGAAGAGCGUGUGUAUGUUCAUGUUCAUGCGUUUUUGAUUUCACAAGAACCUUGUAAAAUUAACUUUGAAGUCCCAGAGUGGGUUACAUAUGUAACUUAGGCCUUCUAUUAAAUUUCUUAACACCUGCAUAGAACCUAGCCCUGCCACCGUGUACCUUACUUAUUGUUCUUGGUCAGUGAUUUCCUCUGUUCUCUAAAAAAGCAGCUUUCCCCACGUUUUGCCUUUGGCAGUUUAAGAAAUAUAAAACAACUUCUAUCAAAGACAAAAUGCUGUGUAAGGUUCAUGAUAGAUGAAAACAACUUAGUUUCAUUUUAAAAAGCUUCACAAUAAGCGUAUUUCUACCUUUUUAGAUUCCUCUAGUAUAGAAAUUGUAUGUCUCUUAGACAAAUCCAAAAUCAAGGAUUUUUUUAAGAGACCAAAAUAUCUCACAGAUGUGAGAUAACUGUUUAGCUAAGAAACUGGAACAAAAUACCACUGUAUGUUUAGAUAAUAUUGGAGACUGUGACAUGAAACAAAUUGUGGUAAAAAAUCCAACAUUAAGCUUGACAUCAUCAGGGAAGCAAAUCUAGGACCCUUUUUGAAGGCUCUUGGUUGGCCCUCUUCCUUCAAGACCCAAGAUUUAAUGAGUGACUCCAAACCAUGUCAUACUGCUGUGCUGUGCCCACUGAGUAAUAGAGACGGUGGCCCAGAUCCUCAAAGGUAUUUGGGUGCCUAUCUUUCAUUGAAAUCCAUGUGAGUUAGGCGCCUAUUGACUUUGGAGGAUCUGGGCUUAUGUCCUGAACUGGCAUGAGUGUUCAUGGAGGAAAUUAGGAGAAGUAGUAGAUUGUGAGGAUGGGGAAUCUGCAAUUGGCUAUGAUAAAGGGUAUGAUGUCUUGAUUCUCCACGGGGCUUAAGUUAACACUCCAGAACACUCUGUCAGCACAUAGCUUAUACUUCACGCUGCGUGGCACUGGAGUGUGAGCAGUACACAGCGCUACAGCAGCACAACUUUCAACCUGCCCUUUGCGAGCUGGGGAAGUCCCGUGAGCUGGGGGACUCCUGUGACUCUCAUAUAGCAGCGUUGUCUGAAUGAGUCCUGUUCUCACGUCUACUAUUUUACUGUUCUUUGUCUUAUGUUAAAACUAAUGGGACUUGUGGGUAGGCCCUGAGAGAAUAUCUCUGGGUUUAAUCCUGCAAAGAGCUUAGAGUUUCCUGCCCUCAACAUCCACUUAUUUCAGUGGAAGUUGUGAGCAUUCAGCACUGUGUAGGAUUGGGCCCUUGAGAGUUUUAAUUUGGAAUUGGGCUUUUUUUCCCCUCAAACACAUUGUGGGAUGAGUUAUGGACGGAGGAUUAGCCUUAACUUUUGAAUUUCUAGGCUUUCUCGGGCUUGACACUUAAGCAAAAUUCCCAUUGACGACAGCUGCCAUGCUGAUCAUUUCUGUUCUAAAUAUGGGACUGCCAGACUGAUCAGUGCAUCGAAAACUGCAUCUCUUAAAUAUUAAUAAAUUAUAACUGAUCUACUGUACCUGAGAGACAAGCUUUGGAAGCAUUUCUGUGGCAGUGACUGGUUCCAUGGCUGCCACUACUGCUGUCUGGCAGUAGGAGUGCCUGGAAAACUCUUUUAAAUGCCCACUAUUCACAUCAUUUGCAUUCCCUAGAUUGCACCUUAUAUUGUGGCCAUGUAAUACCUCACAUUACGCUCCACUCAGCCACAAGAGUUUGCUCACAGUGCUGAGCUCUGUGCAUUUGUCUCUGAGCUAUGCAGAAUCCUUUUGGAAUAGCUACUGAGUAAACACUGUUUGUUGAUCAAUAGUGCUUUUGAUUUUCUUUUUUGUUUGUUUGUUUUUGUAGAACUCAGCAACCUUUAGGACUGUGCCUUUAGAAAAUCCCUGAGGCAAGGGUGGUGUCUUUCUUUUUGUACAAAGCCAACUACAUUGUUGUUCAAUAAAUAAAUAAAUUCA